This is a messenger RNA of Diaporthe citri, 1656 nucleotides long. RefSeq lists its product as uncharacterized. The transcript has 2 exons. Gene Ontology annotation, biological process: telomere maintenance; double-strand break repair via homologous recombination; reciprocal meiotic recombination. NCBI's taxonomy places the organism in Eukaryota, Fungi, Ascomycota, Sordariomycetes, Diaporthales, Diaporthaceae. Gene Ontology annotation, cellular component: centrosome; Rad51B-Rad51C-Rad51D-XRCC2 complex; replication fork. Bases 1 to 1656 code for a protein of 551 amino acids. The record is from RefSeq and is a predicted model, not a curated record. Gene Ontology annotation, molecular function: single-stranded DNA binding; four-way junction DNA binding; ATP-dependent activity, acting on DNA.
AUGGAGCAGGCGCCGCCGCAGCCGUCCCAGGCCAGCUCCCACUUCCAACUCGAGCCCGUCUCGGGCGCGACCCUGUUCGAGCAGGAGACGAGGCGCAGGGACGCGCUCGCGAGGCGGGGCAGGUGUCUGACCGGGUGCCGCGAGCUGGACGACCAGGUCCUCCUGGGCGGGUUCGAGAGGGGUUGCGUGGUUGGCGUCAGCGCCGAGGAUGAGGACGUAGGCUUGCUGAUCGGGCUCCAGACCGUGGCGAGGUUGUUCGUCGCCAGUCUCGGGGCUGGAGAUGGCCCGGCACCACGGGCUACGGUCAUCACGACGCUCUCUGCCGGCGCACUGUUGCCGAUAUUGCGGGACAGUUUCAAAGCACAGCUGGUGGCGCAGGGCCAAGACCCUGGGAAAGGGGGUGAGCUGCUGAAGCGGUUCUUGGAGAGGGUCUCUAUAUCGCGCGUCUUUGACGUCUCUGGGCUGUGGGAGGCUCUCGGAGAGCUGGAUAAUCUGGCCUCGCAGAAUGAGGCGCGUCAGGAGCCGCCUAGCAGUCAACAGAAUGUCGAGGAAGAGAGACUGCCUGGCCCUCGGACUGCAUCUACAGGUGGAAGGAUCGAAGAGGGAGAAGCAAAUACAGCAGAAUUGUCCUCGAGUCCACUGUCAGACCCUCCCAGCAGUCUACCAGAUGAGAUGGAGUUUGAGGAGGCGGAGCCCAGGAAACCACCACCCGCUGAGAGAACGGAGAUUGCAGAUAGCGAGGACGAGGAUGACUUUUUGUCUCCUCUGAGCCCUCCAAAAGCAUCGUCGGAGCCAGACACAGCAGCACAGGCAGUCCCUGAUGAGGACAACUCCAAUGAGAAGGAGGCGGGCGUCGACCAGUCCGGCGUCGACCAGAUCAGGAAGCAGGCAGAUUCACGACAUCCAGACUUAGUACUGAUAACACACAUGUCCGCACUUGUGUCCUCCCUCUUUCGUCAGCGCGAGAAGGACACGGCGCACCAGAUGCUACAGCUCCUGUCCUCUCACCUACGCUACCUAUCGCGCUCACCCGGCCACGGCGGCCCCCUCAUCAUGAUCCUCAACUCAACCACGAACUCGCAAGAAGCCCCCUCCGCUACAAGCACAAAACCAACGCAAGGACAGGGCAGGCCAUCGCCGCCUCCUCCGCCGCCACCAGAGGCUCCCAACACGAGAGGCCCCAACAGGUCCCUAGACCCCACGCUACGCUCGAUCUUCAACCCCCCGCCGCUCCCUGCCAGCGGUCUGGGCUACACGCACGACACGCCGCUCUCGCGGCGCAACAAACCUUCGUUCGGGCUCAUUUUCACGCAGAUGCUGGACAUGCACCUGCUGUGCACACGCGUGCCCCGGACGCGGGCGGACGCCGAGGUGCUGUUCGCGCCGCCGAGCCAGGCGGCGGGCACUGGCACUGGCUCCGGUGCGGUCGGCUACGGCUGGGUCGUGGAGGUGCUGCUUGACGAGGUUGGCGUGUGGGAGGGCGAGGGGGCGCGCCCGCCAUGGGGCUCGAGGAGGGCGUCGAGGGAGCAGCGAUGGGGUGCUGUGGAUGUGAGGAGGGACGGGGACGGGGUGAUGGUUGUGGAUGCGCUUGGGGGCGGGCGGAAAAAUGUGUCCGAGAUUGUGCUUGCUGCUGGAUUUGGGGGCAGGAGAGUCUGA